Molecule: messenger RNA, 6480 nt
Organism: Annulohypoxylon truncatum
Lineage: Eukaryota; Fungi; Ascomycota; Sordariomycetes; Xylariales; Hypoxylaceae
Product: ketoacyl-synt-domain-containing protein
Exons: 8
Coding region: 1-6480 (2159 amino acids)
Biological process (GO): fatty acid biosynthetic process; secondary metabolite biosynthetic process
Molecular function (GO): phosphopantetheine binding; 3-oxoacyl-[acyl-carrier-protein] synthase activity; fatty acid synthase activity
Source: RefSeq, a predicted model, not a curated record
AUGGAGUCUGAGACGCCGAUGCCCAUUGCCAUCGUGGGCAUGUCGUGCCGCCUGCCCGGCGACGUGUCUUCCCCUGGUGACUUCUGGAAGCUGUUGACCAAGGGCCGUAGCGCGUGGUCUAAGAUACCCAGAGGUCGCUUCAACCAGGAGGCUUACAACCAUCCUAAUCCAGAGAAGAAGGGUACAUUAAACUCGCAGGGAGGAUACUUUCUAUCUCAGGAUCUGGAAAUGUUUGAUCUAGGCUUCUUUGAUAUAACGCGCAAGGAAGCUGAGACCAUGGAUCCUACGCAGAGACUCCUUCUCGAAUGCUCGUACGAAGCUCUCGAGAAUGCUGGCAUUCCUAAGGAGUCUAUCUCGGGACGAAAAGUGGGUGUGUUUAUCGGUGGCCCUGACAAUGAACUGGGGAAGGGCAAUCUUCGAGACCUAGACGACUCGGCAAUGUUCGACUGCACAGGUAAUCAAGGGGCAUUCUUGGCCGGGCGAAUAUCGUACUUCUUGAAUUUAUGCGGACCUGCCUUCGCCGUCGACACGGCCUGUUCAUCUAGUAUGCAUGCGUUACACAUCGCUGUCCAGAGUAUACGGUCAGGGGAGUCUGAACAAGCUAUCGUCGCCGCAUCCCACCUCAUCACGCAACCUGAUAUCUGGGUAUCUAUGGCCAAACUAGGGUUAUUUGCCGACUCGGGGAAAACCUACGCAUUUGAUCAUCGCGCAAAGUCCGGGUAUGCAAGAGGCGAGGGAGCGGGGUGUUUGAUCCUUAAGCCGUUACAUAAAGCUCUGGAGGAUAAAGACUACAUUAGGGCUGUCAUUUCUCAUACGGGAAUCAGCCAUAAUGGCCGGACCGUCGGCAUCGUCGCACCUAGCUCGGAAGAGCAAGAAUCGCUGUUACGAAAUGUCCUUUUACAAGCCAAUAUCGAUGCCAAAGAUAUCGGAUUUUUCGAAGCUCACGGAACUGGCACCAGAGUUGGAGAUCCUAUAGAAGCUAAAGCCAUAUAUAAGGCACUUAGCCAGAAGCUAGAUGGAUGCGAUCCAUUAAGUAUUGGGUCGGUGAAGUCGAAUAUUGGUCACCUUGAAAACGCAAGCGGUAUUAUAUCGGUCAUGAAGGCCGCCCUUAUGCUGGAAAAGGGGUUUAUCGUACCGAAUGCCGACUUCGAGAAAGAGAACCCAGCUAUUCCCUUAUCCGAAUGGAAUCUGAAGAUCUCACAAAGGCAGCAGCCGAUCCCUCGAGAUAAGCAGUAUAUAUGCGUAAACAACUUCGGAUACAGCGGAUCGAAUGGACACGCAGUACUCAAGGCGCUGCCAGAGGAGAACGAAAUCGAGUUCCUGGAUGCUGGCAAGUUCGAAGGCCACAUCAAAACAAAACGAUUGUUCGUACUGAGUGGCAACGACGAGGUGGCUGCAAGAAAGAGCAUGGAGCAGCUGGGGAUUUUCCUCGAGCAGCAUGCCGAGCUUUAUCAAAGUACCAUGCCUCGAAACUUGGCCUACACACUAUGCCAACGACGUUCCCAACUACCAUGGCGUGUAGCUUUGGUGGCCGAUAUGUGUAGCAAAUUAGCAGUAGCCCUCAAUGGUGAAGUGUCACCAAAGCGCGCACCCUCUCAAUCACCAAAGAUCGCUUUUGUCUUCACCGGACAGGGCGCGCAAUGGCAUGCCAUGGGUAGGGAGCUGCUAGAGUCACACGCCGUAUUCGCAUCAGCCAUCCAGAGAGCUGACAAACAUCUUCUAUCCGUCGGGGCCGACUUCUCAUUGCUACAGGAGCUGACACGGGAUGAAAAUGAUUCACGUGUUGGCAUGGCCCAUAUUAGUCAACCGAUCUGUACUGCCAUUCAACUUGGACUUGUGGACCUCCUAGUAUCAUGGGGAAUAAACCCUUCUGCCGUCAUAGGUCAUUCUAGCGGGGAAAUAGGUGCGGCCUACGCAACUGGAGCCCUGACGUUAGAAGCGGCCAUGUCUGCAGCGUACUAUCGUGGCCAAGUAAUCAUUGACCUGAAAAAGAACUUUCAAGACGUUCGAGGCUCGAUGAUGGCGGUGGGAAUAGGCGCUGCGGAGUUACAGCCCUUCCUCAAACAGAUACGAGAUCCUUUUCAAGCGGUAGCAGCUUGCGAGAAUUCACCUAGUUCCACCACCGUGUCGGGAGACGCCGAGGCUAUCGAUCAACUUUCCGAUAUGAUGACGAGCAAAAAGAUUUUCAACCGCAAACUCUUUGUUGAUGUCGCCUAUCACAGCCCGCAUAUAAAACUGGUUGCUGAAACAUAUUAUAACAUGAUCGCAGAUGUGGAGUUAAGAAGGGGUGAUGACAAAGUCGAGUUUUUCUCUUCUCUUCGUUCCUGCAAGCUUGCUACCGACGAACUUGGUCCGCAGUAUUGGGUGGACAACCUGACAAAUCCGGUACGUUUCACGACAGCGUUGCAGCUACUUUGCCAAGAAAGUGAACCGGAUAUUCUCAUUGAGAUUGGUCCUCAUGCUGCCCUCAAAGGUCCUAUUAUGCAGACUCUUAAGACGCUUGAGCAGCCAGCUUCUAAAGCGCCGGCAUAUCUUCCAACUCUUGUACGAGGUCGUGAUGCUACCGAGACAUCCCUUGAGCUUGCUGGCCAGCUUUUCGUUCGUGGAUAUGAAGGAAUCGAUUUUUUUAACAUCAACCACAGACGUUCUGAAACGGAGAAGCCCGACAUUAUUCCCUUCCUCUAUACGUAUCCUUGGUCGCGCCAGCGUUGUUGGUACGAAAGUCGGAUCACGCGACAGCAUCGACUCAAGCCGUUUUCACGUCAUGACCUCAUUGGAACGUUGACUGAUUGGAGCAGCGACCUGGAGCCAACGUGGCGCAAUUUCAUCAGGCUAGAGGAACUUCCAUGGUUGCGUGAAUACCGUAUUCAUGAUCGAUCUGUGUUCCCAGUAACCGCCUUCGUCUCUAUGGUUGUAGAGGCGGCCGGUCAACGAGCGGCACUUAAGGGGUUCGAAGCAGGUAGCUUUGAUCUGCACGACAUCGUUAUUCCGGAGCAAUUAUUUUUAGCAGAUGAUGAGCCGGUUGAACUCCUGUUAAGCUUUAGGAAGCAUGCUGCAUCUCAAGCAAGCCGGGAAGAAUUCCACAUCUCUAGUUUCGAGUCCACACGCGGAUGGCUGGAACAUUGUCGUGGUUCUGUGGAGAUCAAAUCUCCACAAAGCGACACUGCAGUGGUUGGCCGCCCCAAGGAAUACUUCAACCCCUCCGAAGGGAAUGAAAUAUCAAUGCCCGGAGCAGGCUUCUACUUCAACCUGAGUUCUGGUGGUAUUAGUUACCCUCAUACCUUUUGGAAUCUGGUGAGUGUCAAGAUGGGCACGCAUGGAGUUAGUGGUCAAGGUGCUCUCCAGGAUACGAAGCUUAUUAUGCCGCUAGCAUAUGAGUCUUCAUAUUUGGCUCAUCCAGCCACGCUAGAACCCCUUAUCCAAGUAUCACAAGCCAGCCUGGGAUUUGACGGAGAUGGUGACCCACAGUUGCCAUCUGCCAUCAAACAGAUCCAUAUCGAUAUUAGCGAUGACUGGGAGAGGAGAUUUGGGUCCAAAUUCGUCGUCCAGUCCACAAAAGAAAUCAAAUCCGGGACUUUCCUGGCCGAACUGUUCUCACCAACAGAGAGCGAGCUGCCUACUGUCUCCAUGUUGGGAUUAGAGCUCGCGCCGCUCAAGACUGCAGCUUCUGAGCUACCUAGUCCCAGAGAGCUAUGCUACAAGGUACAAUGGGAACAAAUUGAAGAACGACACGUUAAUGGCGUGAGCCAUGCCCAUAUCAAAACCCAUGGAGAACGCGUAACGAUAGUGACAGAGCGUACUCGAGACGACACACUGGUAGCGUCACUCUGCGAAGUUAUUGAGGCACAUUCUGGGAUCUCUCCAGAUAUCUCGGGUCUAACCCAAAUCAGCAAUUUCAAUGGCUUUUUCGUGGUGCUCUCAGAGCUUGAUCGCCCCGUUCUAGCCUCAAUGAAUAAGGUCGACUUCGAGAAAGUUCAGAGCAUGCUGACAAGAGCCGGAGGCAUUCUAUGGGUAACAUGCGGCGCAUCCAAGUUUCCUAUGAACCCGAGUACCAACAUGGUACUAGGCCUGUUUCGCACGGCACGAUCAGAGCUUGGAAAGAUGGCCGUUACUCUUGAUCUCGACCCGGAUAGCACAUUGGAUGUCGAGGGUCAAGCUGCGUUGAUUGAAGAUGCAUUUAGGCGAACCAUACUAGCAGAUAACCCCGAAGCCGAGGUUGAAUUCGCCGAACAGGGUGGAGAUCUAGUCGUACCUCGUUUUGUCUCCGACGACGAUAUGAACCUACGACUUCACCGCGAGUUAGGAAAAUCCGAGCCAUACCUUCAACCACUUCGCCAGAACGGACGUCGGUUGCGAGCGGCUACGCAAGCCGAUGGUUCUUUGGACACGCUUUAUUUCGAAGAUGUUUCUGUCGACGAAGACUUUGGCAAAGACCAAGUUGAGAUAGAGGUUGAAGCUAGUAGGCUGAGUCAAGAUGAUAUUUCGGCACUUAUAGGCACCAAGACGUCUGGUGAACCAGAAAGAUCAUGCAGCGGUAUCGUCACUCGCAUAGGCAAGGAUGUUGUCAAUCUUGCUGUUGGGGACAGAGUUUGUGCCUUGGGUGGUGGGCGGCUGGGCACACACACCUGUGUAGCAGCUAACGGUGCUGUCAAGAUUCCAGAAAGUAUGAACUUCGAGGACGCGGCAAUGAUACCAUCCGCCUUCGGCACGGCGUUUUAUGCACUGUCACAAGUCAUUCGCGUCCGAAAGUCAGAACGCGUGCUCAUCCAAGUAAACGACGCUAAAGGAUUGGCAGCGAUACAGAUUGCGCAGCAGCUUGGCGCCAAUGUAUUCGUUGCAGUCCAUGGUAGCGAGAGGAAGGAGUUUGUUGUGAAGUCGUUUGGCGUUAAGUGCAGGAAUGCCUUCGACACGACCAGCAUCUAUUUCAACCGAGACAUACAAGAUGUUACUGGUGGUGCUGGUAUGGAUGUAGUGCUCACCAGCUCAUCUAGGCUGUUGGCCGCAGCCGAUACUCUGAGUAAGGUUUGGGCAAGCAUUGCGCCGUUUGGUCGUAUUGUCCAUAUGCAAGGAGCACUCCAUGAUCACCUUGACGGUUGGAACGCUAGAAUAGAUCUUGCCGAAAACGUCAGUUUUACAUCAAUCAACCUGCUGAACCUGGCUACUACUCGCCCGCGGCUUAUGAGGGAUAUCCUCCGGGACGUCUUGGGAUGCAUGUCAAGAGGGACUUUAAAGCCCCUUAGGAAGCUGGUAACAUUGCGAACGAGCGCACUGGGUACGGGUUUGCAACUGAUCCAGCAGGGCACACUGCAUCCCAUUGUCAUCUCUGCUUGGAAGGGCGACAUGAUAAUGGCAUUGCACUACGCAUCAAAGUGCUUUCUAAACAGCGACGGGACUCACAUCAUCAUCGGUGGCACCGGCGGAUUAGGACGUAGUAUGGCUAGAUGGAUGGUCGCGCACGGCGCUCGGCACAUCGUACUUUUAUCGAGGACCGGGGGAGACGCCAAUAAGCUGAAAGAACUCAUUAACGAGACCCAAGGCAGAGCCAACAUAAUCGUUAAAAUAUGCGAUAUUGCUAACGAAGAAAGCGCUUACCGGUUAGUGAGGGAAUGCGCUGAAACACUUCCACCGAUAUGUGGCGUGGUCCAUGCCGCAAUGAUGCUUCAUGACGGAUUGAUAGAAGAAAUGACCCACGACUCAUAUGUUUCGGCAACUCGUGCUAAAGUUAAGGGUACUUGGAACGUCCAUAAUGCGCUCGAGUCUAUUAAUGCACGGCUUGACUACUUCGUCCUCUUGUCAAGCGCUGCGGGCAUUAUUGGUAGUCGUGGUCAAGCCGCAUAUGCCGCCGCCAACACUUUCCUUGACGGAUUCGCCUCUUGCAGAGCGGCGCAAGGCUUGCCUGGGGUAUCCCUUGACCUUACAGCUGUGGCCGACGCAGGCUACAUUGCCGAGAAUGCGGCGCGAGAGGAUGAGAUUACCAAGAACUUUGGUGGACAGAUCGUUUCCGAGGCCGAGGUCUUAGGGCUUUUGGCGGUGGCCACGUCCGGCAAUUGCGGUGCUCAGUGCUUAACUGGCCUGAAGCUUGUUCCAAGCAACACGGGCACUUUGCCUUACUAUGCGGAUGACCCACGGUUCAAACAUCUCAAAGCGGAGGCCGAUGCUUUGAUACGAGCUGCAGGUAGCGAUUCGGGACAAGCCGUAUCGUAUAGGAAUGCGUUCCGUGCUGCAGCUAGCAACGACGAGGCUCGUCAAGUUGCCAUACAGGGCGUGCUACAGAAGCUAUCCGAAGUUCUGUCAGUAGCACGCGAGGAUGUAGAUGCUCAGCGUACUACGGCAUCGUAUGGUCUAGAUUCCCUGACAGCAAUCGAGGUCCGCAAUUGGAUCACGAGAGAGCUCGGUGCGACUCUUGAGAUUCUAGAGUUAUUAACAAGCACGAAUGUGACGGAUUUGGCUGACUUGAUUGUUUCGCGAACGAAGGCAUAA